AUGAAUGCGCGUCCUCUUGUCUUGAAUUAGGUUUUACUAUUACCCCCACUCCAGGUUGUUUAAAAUGCACGACAGGUGCAGCGGGUCAAAUGAUGGGCGGGCCGAGUCUCACAUCUAUAAAUCACACUAAUGGCACACUAUUACCCUUGUCAUGUUUUUAAGGUGGAUACGUGUAGUUUCAAUGUGGCUGGUGUAUGUUUAAACAGGGGUUGUGGGCUGUAUUUGACCAGCUGAGGUAGUUUGAUGAGAUAUUGAGACGAUGAGCAGCGGUACGCCCUACAUCGGCAGUAAGAUCAGUUUGAUCUCUAAAGCUCAGAUUCGCUAUGAGGGAAUACUAUACACGAUUGACACCGAUAACUCCACUGUGGCCCUGGCGAAAGUGAGGUCUUUUGGAACGGAGAGUCGUCCUACAGAUCGGCCUGUACCACCGAGGGAUGAAAUAUUUGAGUACAUAAUCUUCAGGGGUAGUGACAUCAAGGACAUCACUGUCUGUGAGCCUUUGAAAAUCCACCAUAGUCUUCCUCAGGACCCUGCCAUUGUUCAGUCAUCUGUUGGGACAUCCAUGCACUACACCUCACAGGGUGGCUUCAGUCCUUACAGAAGCAUGUUGCCCUCAUACAGUCAGUUGGCUGCGAGCUCUCUCCUCAGUCAGCAGUAUGCAGCAGCUCUGGGCCUGGGAUCAGGUCUGCAUGGUGUUCCUGUGAGGAGAGGCCAGAUGGUUGAACAGGCCGUUCAGACGGUACCCGCAGAAAAAACUGCACAGAAAAAAGGUUUGACUGGAGCGCAGCAGGGCAGAGAAGCAGGCCGACUGCAGCGAGGCGGCAGAGGACCCCAGUCCCAGGGAGGAGCUACUUUCAGCAAUGGGUCCACUAUGCAGCAAGAAGUCUUGCAGGCACAGAGUCAAGCUAAUGAUGAGAACAAGCCACCAACCAGUAGGAGAAAACUGGGGACAAGAAGGUCCAGGAAUCGAGGUCAAAUCCUUGCAGGCAAUACAAAGCCCAGCACCCUGCAGUUUGAAUCUGACUUUGAUUUUGAAAUGGCAAAUGCUCAGUUUAAUAAAGAUGACCUUGAAAAGGAGAUUCAAGACCAGCUGAAUAUUCAAGACUCUAAAGAGAUCCUGGAAGAGGGAUGCGAGGAGCAGAAGAAGCAAGCGAAUGAGAGCACCAUUGAGGAGGACCCACUUGGCCCCAAAUGCUUCUACAACAAAGCAAAAUGCUUCUUUGACAACAUCUCCUCAGAACUCAAGUCAAGACGCACCACAUGGGCUGAGGAGAGAAAGCUUAAUUUGGAGACCUUUGGGGUGCCUGGCCGGUAUCUGAGGGGCCGUGGCAUUCAGGGUGGUUACCGAGGGCGAAGGGGCAGAGGGGCUGUGCAGCAUCUUCCUCAAAGAGCAGGGAGUGGACGGCUGUGAAAAUGGAUGUGAGUGCAUAAACAAAAAGGGGGAAAAAAGUCAUCGUAUUCAGAGGAAUUUUCUUUCUGGAGCCUAUGGCUUUCAUUUAAUUUGCCGUUUUUGUUGCCUUUUCAUCCAGAUCCAUGAUGCCUCAGGAAUGGUGUGAUCUAAAAAUUGAGUCUAAUUGUGUAUAUAAAGAUUUGAUUGUCAAGCCCCUAAAGGCAAACUGAAUGUUACUUUCAUUUGUUGCAAUGGUUUUUUUUUUUUUUUUUUAUAUAUAUAUAUAUAUAUAUAUAUAUAUAAUACCUGAAGAACCCUGUGAUUGCACUAAAAAUGUAAAUGCACCUUAGAAGCCUUCAGUAAUUUGCAUUCAAAAACUUUUAUUUGUAUGUUUAAUGAAUUGACUAAACAAAAAAAAUUAUUCAGACUGACUAUGUUAGUGGUAUGGCAAGUGAUCCCCCAAACAAAUUCCUAUGUUAUUAAUAUUUUUUUAUUUAUAUAUGCAUGUAAGGGAUCUUGUACUUUAAAGUUAAUAAACAUAGGAAAUUACCAUUUA
Messenger RNA from Xyrauchen texanus (razorback sucker), 1946 nucleotides. RefSeq names its product LSM family member 14B (gene lsm14b). The transcript has 8 exons. The record is from RefSeq and is a predicted model, not a curated record. Bases 260 to 1411 code for a protein of 383 amino acids. Gene Ontology annotation, molecular function: mRNA binding. NCBI's taxonomy places the organism in Eukaryota, Metazoa, Chordata, Actinopteri, Cypriniformes, Catostomidae.